AGAGCUUCCGGUGGGAGGGGAUGUGUGGACACACAGGCGGGCUGGGCACCAUGGAACCUUCCAGACCAAUGUGAAACAGCAGGUCACCAUGCAGGCAGCGGCCUUCAAAGACAAGCACCGGGGGGAGACAGGCGACAACAAAGGUGCCUCUGACCCUGAGUAUGAGAAUAUCACACUGUCCUUCCGAGACCGGGACCAGCCCAAGUGUGGUCAUCCAGGGCCCACGAAACGAGCCCUAGUGCAGCCCAGGUCACCCCCGGACAGCGCCCAGGUCCCCGUGCGGCUGCAGAGGUCCAUCAUGGGCCUGUAUGUGCUCCUCAUCCUGAUGUUGCUGUUCUCCCUGGUUCUCUCCACUUUGGUAUUGCUAAAGAAUGCUGAGAUGUCCAGAGAGAUACAGGGCUUGAAAAGGGAGUUUUCCAACGUCUCACACUCAGCGCUGCAGUGCCAGGAAGAACAAAGGAAGGGCUGGGCCACCAUCCACAGGAACAUCGGGGAAGUCACCAAGAGUAUCACCACAGUCCAGAGCCUCAUUGAAGCCAUGAACCAGAAACUGAAGUCAGCGCCCACAGAAAUAACACAAAUCAACAGAAACACACAGAAAAUCCUUGAGGUGCUGGAGAAGAAGACAAACACGGAGCCCAUUAAAUAAGAGCGUGCUGCAGUCACAGCUGGGAGAACAGGAUCUGCAGCUGCUAGAGAGAUGGGAGACGGGCUUCCGGCCAACCUCGCACCUGCCUCUCAUCGUAGGGACGGCAAACUGUGUCAGGGUGGAUGUGGGAGGUGGGGUUGUGUGUGUGUGUGUGUAUGUGUGUGCCACUGAAAGAGCACUUUAUGGAGGGUGACAACUUCCCUGUGACCCAAGGAAGGUGCGUGGGUGGUGUGUAUGUCCAUGCUGCAUGUGACACAUGUGUGUGGCAUGACGUGUGAGCACAGUCAUCUCUCAGUGGGCGGCUGUGUCAGCGACGACCCCACGAGUGUGUCACUGUGUGUGGGUGGGUGCAUGUGACACCUGCCUCUGUCAGCACCCUCAACCCCGAGCACAUGGUGCUUGCUGUAAAGGCGGGUGUUGCCACGUGCGCCCUGCCACUGCUUCUGUGUCAGUGGGUGCAUUCAAAUCCCACGCACGAGUGUCCAUUCAUUCCUACACUGUUUUGAGGUUAACAAAGAUAAAA
Octodon degus (degu) is the source of this 1172-nucleotide messenger RNA. It is a transcript of the gene Mcemp1, whose product is annotated as mast cell expressed membrane protein 1. The transcript is spliced from 7 exons. Lineage: Eukaryota; Metazoa; Chordata; Mammalia; Rodentia; Octodontidae. Bases 89 to 649 code for a protein of 186 amino acids. The record is from RefSeq and is a predicted model, not a curated record.